AAAAAGCUUAAGCAUUUAUAAUUGAUCUCUGAAACAAAAAAGAAAAUAAAAGUUGAAUUAAGCAGCAGCGAAGAGAGAGAAAAUGGGGGUGACAAAGGAGGAAGUAGAGUCUGCACUCACGUCUAAGCUCAGCCCUGUUCAUCUCGAAGUAGUUGAUACCUCUGGAGGGUGUGGUGCAAGCUUUGUAGUUGAAAUUGUUUCAGGACAAUUUGAGGGCAAGAGAAUACUGGAGAGGCAUCGGAUGGUUAAUGCUGCACUCGAGAAAGAGAUGCAAGAGAUCCAUGCUUUGUCGAUAAAGAAAGCCUUGACACCCGAGCAGUGGAAACAACAGCAAGAUUCUGAAAAUCCACAAGCAGCUACCUAAGGAGGCUACACUACUACUCCAAGACGUUUAAUGCAGCUGAUAAAGUAGGACCAGAUUGUAAUUAGUGAUAUAUCAAAUCACGAAAGUAUGUUCUUAUUUGUUAUGAUGAUAUGCGGCAUAUGCCUAAGACACUCAACACUUGAAAAAACCCUUGAGGAUAUGUUGACCAUAAUUAAACAAUGUAAUAAAGUACAUCAGUAACUGAAUAUCAACUACAUCUAAUCAAAUGCUAAUCUGGUGCUUUUACA
This is a messenger RNA of Chenopodium quinoa (quinoa), 612 nucleotides long. Its product is annotated as protein BOLA2-like. The record is from RefSeq and is a predicted model, not a curated record. The transcript is spliced from 3 exons. Gene Ontology annotation, cellular component: cytosol; nucleus. The coding region runs from base 83 to 364 and encodes 93 amino acids. Gene Ontology annotation, biological process: intracellular iron ion homeostasis. Lineage: Eukaryota; Viridiplantae; Streptophyta; Magnoliopsida; Caryophyllales; Amaranthaceae. Gene Ontology annotation, molecular function: 2 iron, 2 sulfur cluster binding.